AUGUUGUGGUGUGUCGGGGCAAAGCACGUGAGGGGCUAUACGUCAUCACAAGCACGCGCAGACAACAUGGCGGCCGCGGCGGCGGGUGUCGGGAGCGGGAAGAUUAUAUAUGAACAAGAGGGUGUAUUUAUUCAUUCAUCUUGUGGAAAGAUCAAUGAUCAAGACAGUUUGAUCUCAGGAAUAUUGCGUGUCCUAGAAAAGGAUGCCGAUGUAAUAGUGGACUGGAGACCAUUGGAUGACACAUUAGAUUCUUCUAGUAUUCUUUAUGCUGGAAAGGAUUCCAGUUCAGUUGUGGAGUGGACUCAAACCCCUAAAGAGAGAGUUCUUCGGGGAUCGGAACAUCUGAGCAGUUAUGAAGCAGAGUGGGAUAUGGUCAACACAGUUUCAUUUAAAAAAAAGCCACACACUAAUGGAGAUGCUCCAAGUCAUACGAAUGGGAAAAGCAAAUGGUCAUUCCUGUUCAGUUUGACAGACCUGAAGUCAAUCAAGCAAAACAAAGAGGGUAUGGGCUGGUCUUAUUUGGUAUUCUGUCUAAAGGAUGACGUCGUCCUUCCUGCUCUUCAUUUUCAUCAUGGAGAUAGCAAACUACUGAUUGAAUCUCUUGAAAAAUAUGUGGUAUUGUGUGAAUCUCCACAGGAUAAAAGGACUCUUCUUGUGAACUGUCAGAAUAAGGGUCUUUCACAGUCCUUUGAAAAUCUCCUUGAUGAACCAGCCUAUGGCUUAAUUCAAGCAGGACUACUAGACAGAAGGAAGUUGUCGUGGGCCAUUCACCAUUGGAAAAAAAUCAAAAAGGACCCAUAUACAGCAACUCUUGUAGGAUUUUCCAAAGUCACAAACUACAUUUUUGAUAGUUUGAGAGGCAAUGAUCCUUCAGCUCAUCAGCGACCCCCUUCAGAAAUGGCAGAUUUUCUUAGUGAUGCUAUUCCAGGUUUAAAAAUUAACCAACAAGAAGAACCAGGAUUUGAAGUCAUCACUAGAAUUGAUUUAGGAGAACGACCUAUUGUUCAGAGGAGAGAUCCUGUAUCCCUGGAUGAAUGGUCUAAGAACAUGGAUUCAGAAGGAAGAAUAUUAAAUGUAGAUAGCAUGAAGCAAAUGAUAUUCAGAGGGGGACUCAGUCACGUGUUGAGAAAACAAGCAUGGAAAUUCCUUCUGGGAUAUUUUCCUUGGGAUAGUACUAAGGAAGAAAGAACUCAUUUGCAAAAAUUAAAAACUGAUGAAUAUUUCCGGAUGAAACUGCAGUGGAAAUCUGUCAGUGAGGAGCAAGAGAAAAGAAACUCAAGGCUGAGGGAUUAUAGGAACCUUAUAGAAAAAGAUGUUAAAAGAACAGACCGAACAAACAAGUUUUAUGAAGGCAAAGAUAAUCCAGGAUUGAUUUUACUUCAUGACAUUUUGAUGACCUAUUGUAUGUAUGAUUUUGAUUUGGGAUAUGUCCAAGGAAUGAGUGACUUGCUUUCCCCACUUUUGUAUGUAAUGGAGAAUGAGGUCGAUGCUUUUUGGUGCUUUGUAUCUUACAUGGAUCAAAUGCAUCAGAAUUUUGAAGAACAGAUGCAAGGCAUGAAGACACAGCUAAUUCAGCUAAGUACCUUACUUCGCUUGCUGGAUAGCGGAUUUUGCAGUUACUUAGAAUCUCAAGACUCAGGAUACCUUUAUUUUUGCUUCCGCUGGCUUCUAAUUAGAUUCAAAAGGGAAUUUAGCUUUCUAGAUAUCCUUCGAUUAUGGGAGGUAAUGUGGACUGAAUUGCCCUGUCAGAAUUUCCAUCUUCUUCUUUGUUGUGCUAUUCUGGAAUCUGAAAAGCAGCAAAUCAUAGAAAAGCAUUAUGGUUUUAAUGAAAUACUUAAGCAUAUCAAUGAGUUGUCCAUGAAAAUUGAUGUGGAAGACGUACUAUGUAAGGCAGAAGCAAUAUCUAUACAGAUGGCCAAAUGCAAGGAAUUGCCUCAAGCAGUCUGUGAAAUUUUGGGACUCCAGAACAGUGAAGUCACAACACCAGAUUCAGACACUGGGGAAGAUGAAAAUGUUGGUGUGACUAAUUGUUCUACACCUGCAUUUCAGAAUAGGUCCUUGCCUUUAAUUACUACCAAUGGAACCAGAGAUGACAACACGAGGCAGUUAGGGAUAUCACAAAGUGUCAGCAGAUUAACACCUGCAUGAUCAGUCUUCUUUACUUAAUUUUUUAAGAGACACUUUGCUGCGGAUUCUUUUUCAAGUACUUGAAAGGUGGAUAUUUAUAAUUUGGAGUUGAUUAUGCUUUAAGGUUUUUGGAAAGAAUGUGUACUGUGAUGUUCUUGCAUUAAAGCUUUACAAAGAUUUAAACUAAUUAUUUUUGUAGUUACUUCUACCAAAUAGCCUUUUCUUUUCAAUAACAUUCCUUAAUAUUUUUAUAGCCAAGUGCAUUUUCUUUUCUUGCUGAUGAACUGGAAUUGCAUAGUAUUUUAAGUGGAUGAGUUGGAAAUUAUGCACUUUUAAAAUCAUUCACUUUGUUUACCAGAAGUCUUGGUGGUUUUUGGAUUUGAUGGAAUUAAAAUUGAAGCUUGCAGCCAAGUUGAAAAAGUAGCUUGUUUCACAGUAGAGAUGAUCUGACAAAAAAAAGGAUUUGUUUCUUAACUGUUUACAAAAAAUAUUCUCCUUAAGUAUUUGUGCUGAUUGAAUGUAGAUUUGAAUUGGACAUUUUAAAAUUCAGUUUGAUGUCCACAUAAUGAUCUGUUUUUCCCGUAAGUGGAAGAACAGUAUAUUUUUACAUGUUAACAUCUCUUCACUUGUGCAUAUAAAUACUACAUAUAUGAGCACUUAUUUAUGAGUAUUAAAAGGAUAGGCAUAUUUUCAUUAUUUAGCACAAUAAAUUUGACUUGAUUUGUACAAACUAAUUUGACAAAAUUAAUGCAUACCUUCAGUAUGAGCUCUUUUUUCAAAACUAUUUUCUUAACUAAAGAUUUAUUUCAUGAAAGUACAUUUAAUCCUGUUCCUGGUGUAAUUUUAAAAUUCAUUGCUGGUAAUCUAACUUUACUAAUAAUGUUUAUUCUUUCCUAAUAAUGCAUUAACUGAUUAGUAAACUCUUUAAAUUUUUAUGAAGGACUCCUGGGGGGAAACCUCAAAAUAUGUAUAAAAUCUCAAAGAUAGUAAUCACAUUUCUCAUAAUAAUGCAUUUUUUUUGUAUAUGACAAAGGCUGUUUGUUUAUCCCACACUAUGUACUGCAUGACUUUUUAAAGUUAUGUGGAAUUAACAUAACUGAUUCACUGUAUUGUAAUUUGUUAACUCCUGUACAUAUUAUGAAAUAAACCUGAAGUUGAUUUAG
Molecule: messenger RNA, 3290 nt
Organism: Dromiciops gliroides (monito del monte)
Lineage: Eukaryota; Metazoa; Chordata; Mammalia; Microbiotheria; Microbiotheriidae
Gene: TBC1D15
Product: TBC1 domain family member 15
Exons: 18
Coding region: 1-2148 (715 amino acids)
Biological process (GO): activation of GTPase activity
Molecular function (GO): GTPase activator activity
Source: RefSeq, a predicted model, not a curated record